CAUAUGAACACUGAUAGAAGCCCGCAUCAGCCCCAGUUCGCCGUCACCUGUCCGCGUACACUUCUUUAUCUUUACUUCGUAUCUGCAUAAGUUAACCACUUCGAUUCGCAGAGUUUCUACACCGUGGACACGAUGCUGUUCUACGGGAGUUGCAGCUUGCUGUUGGUACUGGUGACUUUUCACGACGCCGCUCGUUCGGAAAUGGUGUUCCGUUGUCCGAGCUGCACUGCGGAGCGCCAGGCGGGUUGCCCGAUUCUCACGGAGACGUGUGCUGAGAUUGUUCGCGAGCCGGGCUGCGGCUGCUGUCCAGUGUGUGCCCGGCAAGAGGGCGAGCUGUGCGGCGUUUACUCACCGAGAUGCUCCAGUGGUCUGCGGUGUUAUCCCAAGCCGGAUUCGGAGUUGCCCCUGGAACAGCUGGUUCAAGGUUUCGGGAGAUGUGGACGUAAAGUGGACACUGAGCCCACAGGAAGCACAGAGCCUCGGGAAGUCAGCGGUGAGGUGCAGGACUCUUUGGACAUUGGUCUGACUGAGGUUCCUCCCAUAAGGAAGCCCACCAAAGACAGUACCUGGAAGGAGAGUGCUGUCCUUCAACACCGUCAGCAGCUGAAGACCAAGAUGAAGUACAAUAAAGUUGAGGAUCCUAAAGUGCCGUAUGCCAAACAGAGCCAGUGUCAGCAGGAGCUUGAUGAGGUGCUGGAAAGGAUUGUAAAAAUACCCUUCAGAGAUAACAGGGGCCCCCUGGAGGACCUUUAUUCCCUGCACAUACCCAACUGUGACAAGAGGGGGCAGUACAACUUGAAACAGUGUAAGAUGUCGGUGAAUGGACAUCGUGGUGAAUGCUGGUGUGUGAAUCCACACACAGGAAGACCCAUCCUCAACUCUCCACUUAUGAGGGGUGAUCCCAACUGCAGCCAGUACCUUGAUGCCCUAGAGAUGGAUCCCUCUGUGGACCCUCAAAACUACUGAUAUUCUGAACCUUCCCAUCCCUCCCCAUCCUGACCUUCAAGCCUACAAUCACCCAUGCCCCUAAAUAAGGCAGUACACUCUCUAAACAAGCUACCUAUACAACUUUUGUGUUUAUACAUAUUUGUGCUUCUGGGUUUGAGAUUAAAACAGUAUUGUUACAGUUAAAGUACUGAUAACUAAGCUUAUAGUACUCAUUAAAUCCAAGCUAAUUGAUGACAUAUGACCUGAGGACUGAGAUUAGCAGGCUCGUACUACUACUUUUCUGUAGGAAAAUGUCUAGAAUUGUGAACUUAGCUUUAAUACUUUAACAUACUUCGUAUAUAUCUAGUUCUAAUCGUGAUAUAUAAGUUGUAUUCCUCUCAUGAUGUUACUGGUGCUAUUUGUUUCAAUACACUUCUUUUAUAGGUUGCCCCCUCUCAUAUUGUGCAGGGAAUUCUAUGGUAAUGGAUUUUAUCAGACAGGACAGUGUUCCUUUUGACAAACACUGUAGCACUACAUUGUAAGUGGGUCAGCUAGUGCCUUACCUUAAAUGAUUUACAUAAAUUAUAUUGGGCUGCUUAUGAGGUCUUAAAAUAUUUUAGUUUAAAAGACAUUAAAAAAAAGAUUUAUGCUAACCAAAGUUGUUUAUUUAGGACUACACAGUACUAAUGCGGUUGAUGUUUUGUUCCAAUUGCAUUUAACUACUGACAUCUGGUGGUCACACAAAGGAAGAGAAAACAAUUCUGCAUAAAACCAUUCACUAACUACUUUUACUUAACACUGUGAUUUACUCUCUGUUAGGUGUCAGUGUCACUUGGUAUUUUGGACAUGAUUUUUUAAGUGUACACGAAUAAAGAAGUAUUUCCAGG
Messenger RNA from Carassius carassius (crucian carp), 1814 nucleotides. RefSeq names its product insulin-like growth factor-binding protein 2-A. Bases 133 to 966 code for a protein of 277 amino acids. NCBI's taxonomy places the organism in Eukaryota, Metazoa, Chordata, Actinopteri, Cypriniformes, Cyprinidae. Gene Ontology annotation, molecular function: insulin-like growth factor II binding; insulin-like growth factor I binding. The transcript has 4 exons. Gene Ontology annotation, cellular component: extracellular region. The record is from RefSeq and is a predicted model, not a curated record. Gene Ontology annotation, biological process: regulation of insulin-like growth factor receptor signaling pathway.